This is a messenger RNA of Colletotrichum truncatum, 681 nucleotides long. RefSeq lists its product as uncharacterized. Lineage: Eukaryota; Fungi; Ascomycota; Sordariomycetes; Glomerellales; Glomerellaceae. Gene Ontology annotation, cellular component: outer membrane. The record is from RefSeq and is a predicted model, not a curated record.
AUGUCAGCUCAAGACUACUACGGCGGCUCCCGCCAAAACACCCACACCCCAAAGAGGUCCUCCCAGUAUCUGUCGACGCCACUGGUCGACCAGGCAGGCUACUACCCUGAACUCGACCGCCCUCGCUCUUCCUCGUCCAACCGCGCCAGCCGCUCCCCCUACGGAAAUGGCUACAGCCACACCCGGAGCCGGAGCACGGGACCCCCCGGCUCCGACGCCAAACUAGGAACCGGACAGGAGGGCGAACGAGGCUUUCUCUCCACCGUCGGCGGAGGUGCCGCCGGCGGCUACGCGGGAAAGAAGUUCCUCGGCGGAAAACUAGGCGCCGUCGCCGGCGCACUGGGCGGUGCCGUCGUGGCUAACAAGCUCGAGCACCGUCUCUCGGGAAGCCAUCACGGCAGCAGCAGCCACCAUUCCCACCACGGCCAUCAUCAUCAUCACCACGGCCCACCCCCUCCGCCCCCGCCACCCCACCACUUUGGUCACCACCACGGACCCCCGCCUCCUCCUUACGGUCACCACCAUCACGGUGGUCCCCCGCAUCACGGUAGCCACCACAGCUCCGGCGGUUUCGGCGGACUCGUCGGUUCUUUAAUGGGACGCGGCAAGCACCACGGCGGCCACCACGGACACCAUGAGCACCACGGCCAUCACGGCCACCACGGCGGCCCAGGCUGGUAA